This is a messenger RNA of Vidua macroura (Pin-tailed whydah), 1834 nucleotides long. RefSeq names its product activin A receptor type 2B (gene ACVR2B). The record is from RefSeq and is a predicted model, not a curated record. Gene Ontology annotation, molecular function: activin binding; ATP binding; activin receptor activity. Gene Ontology annotation, biological process: protein phosphorylation; cellular response to growth factor stimulus; activin receptor signaling pathway. NCBI's taxonomy places the organism in Eukaryota, Metazoa, Chordata, Aves, Passeriformes, Viduidae. The coding region runs from base 1 to 1545 and encodes 514 amino acids. Gene Ontology annotation, cellular component: activin receptor complex; plasma membrane. The transcript has 12 exons.
AUGGGGAUUUCUGUCAUAGUGUCUUUUCUUCUCGUGCUCUCCUCCACUCCACGCCGUGCACGGGCAGGCACGGGCCAUGGGGAGGCUGAGACAAGGGAGUGCAUCUACUACAAUGCCAACUGGGAGCUGGAGAAGACCAACCAGAGCGGCGUGGAGCGCUGCGAGGGGGAGAAGGACAAGAGGCUCCACUGCUACGCCUCGUGGAGAAACAACUCGGGCUCCAUCGAGCUGGUGAAGAAAGGCUGCUGGUUAGAUGACUUCAACUGCUAUGACAGGCAGGAGUGUGUAGCCACAGAAGAAAACCCUCAGGUGUUUUUCUGCUGCUGCGAGGGCAACUAUUGCAAUGAGAAAUUUACCCAUUUGCCUGAAGUCACCGUCAUAUACGAGCCGCCGCCGCCAACGCCCUCCCUGCUCAACAUCCUGGUGUACUCCCUGCUGCCCAUCGCCGUGCUGUCCAUGGCCAUCCUGCUGGCCUUCUGGAUGUACCGGCACCGGAAGCCUCCCUACGGCCACGUGGACAUCAUUGAGGAUCCUGGCCCACCACCCCCUUCUCCCCUGGUUGGCCUAAAGCCCCUGCAGCUCUUGGAGAUCAAGGCAAGGGGACGCUUUGGCUGCGUGUGGAAGGCUCAGCUGAUGAACGACUACGUAGCAGUGAAAAUCUUCCCUAUUCAGGAUAAGCAAUCUUGGCAGAGUGAGAGGGAGAUUUUCAACACUCCUGGCAUGAAGCAUGAAAACCUUUUGCAAUUUAUCGCAGCAGAGAAAAGGGGGACAAACCUGGAGACAGAGCUCUGGCUGAUCACAGCUUUCCACGACAAGGGUUCUCUGACAGAUUACCUGAAGGGCAACAUUAUCAGCUGGAAUGAGCUCUGCCAUGUUGCAGAAACAAUGGCCCGUGGCUUGUCCUACCUUCAUGAAGAUGUCCCCUGGUGCAAAGGUGAAGGACACAAACCUGCCAUAGCACACAGGGACUUCAAGAGUAAAAAUGUCUUGCUGAAGAAUGACUUGACAGCUGUGCUAGCUGAUUUUGGACUGGCUGUACGGUUUGAACCUGGAAAACCUCCAGGUGACACUCAUGGACAGGUGGGAACAAGGAGGUACAUGGCUCCUGAAGUGCUGGAGGGAGCAAUCAACUUCCAACGAGACGCCUUCCUGAGAAUAGACAUGUAUGCAAUGGGACUGGUGUUGUGGGAGCUAGUCUCCAGAUGUAGAGCAGUUGAUGGUCCAGUGGAUGAAUACAUGCUGCCUUUUGAAGAAGAAAUAGGUCAGCACCCAUCCCUUGAGGACCUGCAAGAAGUGGUGGUUCACAAGAAGAUGCGCCCCGUAUUCAAGGAUCACUGGCUAAAACAUCCCGGCCUGGCGCAGCUCUGCGUGACCAUCGAAGAGUGCUGGGACCACGACGCGGAGGCGCGGCUCUCGGCCGGCUGCGUUGAGGAGCGCAUCGCGCAGAUCCGCAAAUCCAUCAACGGCACUACCUCGGACUGCCUCGUCUCCAUCGUGACGUCCGUCACCAACGUGGACUUGCCACCCAAAGAGUCUAGUAUCUGAGUCCUGGGUCCUGGUUCGCUUUUGUCUUUCCAGACUCAGCGGAUUUCAAACAAACAAACAAAAAAAAAACAACAAGGAAAAGAGUUUAAAGGAAAAAAAAAGUACAAAAAAAUACAAAAUCACAAAAAUUCAACAAACCCAUGAAUGCAGCUGCUAUUUUAUCUUGACUUUUUAUUAUUAUUGUUAUUAUUAUUAUUAUUGUUAUUUUUUUGGAUUGGAUCAAUUUUACCAGCACAUUGCUCUACUGUAUUAAAAAAAAAAAGGACAUUUCAGCAAGCAUUCAGGUGCC